Messenger RNA from Trypanosoma conorhini, 2790 nucleotides. Its product is annotated as argonaute-like protein 1. Gene Ontology annotation, molecular function: RNA binding; protein binding. The coding region runs from base 1 to 2790 and encodes 929 amino acids. The transcript has a single exon. The record is from RefSeq and is a predicted model, not a curated record. NCBI's taxonomy places the organism in Eukaryota, Euglenozoa, Kinetoplastea, Trypanosomatida, Trypanosomatidae.
AUGGAAGCACAACGUGGCAGAGGCGGAAGAGGAGGUUAUGGGGACUUUGGUGGACGAGGCGGCGGGCGAGGCGGCGGUGGCGGUGAUGUGCAGGGGUAUCGUGGCCGGGGCGGUGGCGGCGAUGUGCAGGGGUAUCGUGGCCGGGGCGGUGGCGGUGAUGCGCAGGGGUAUCGUGGCCGGGGCGGUGGCGGCGAUGUGCAGGGGUAUCGUGGCCGGGGCGGUGGCGGUGAUGCGCAGGGGUAUCGUGGCCGGGGCGGAAGAGGGGGCUACGGAGAUUUUGGUGGACGUGGCGGCGGGCGAGGCGGCGGUGGCGGCGACCGCUUCCAAAAUCAGGACCGAGAAAAAUCCGCCAUCGUUGACUUCGCCAGGGAUAAGAAGUACAACUGCCCCCUGGAGGCCACCUGCAACAUGAUUCCAAUCAAGUUUGACCCCAAGAAGGAUGUGUUUGCGUACAUUUUGUCCUACGAAAUGAAGGAUGGGGCCCCGGAUUUGCAGGAGGGCCUGAAGGAACGGGCCUCCGAGGAACUUCUGCGGAGGAUGCGAAAGGAGGCGCCUGCAGACAAAAGCUUUGACAUUGAUCUGUGUGUUUGCACGGGGCAAUGCAUUCUGUCUCCGCAACGACUCCCCAUCGAGGAGUUCAAGCACGAAUUCAGCGUAAAGUCAAGAAAAGGCAACCGCACCCAAUCGUAUGUUGUGACGAUCGCUAGACCGGACGUCAUCACUAUGGACGGCGAAAAGUACAGAAACGAGGUGAACUCUGUUGUCGGAAAGGCGGUACAGGUCUGCUUCGGCGAAAAGAUGGGCGGAAAGUACGUGGACAUCCGGGCAGGCACGGCGGCCCCUGGAGGACGCAUUGCCACCUUUGACUGUGUGGUGCCAAAGGUGGUGACCACCACGGUGAAGGGGGCGCAGGUGGCGGCGCUGCAGCUGGACGCGUUGGUGUCCGUUGCGUCGGCGCAAAAUUGCCUUGAACUUCUCGAAGACGUGAAACGGCGUGAGCGACGAGGCGUCAACAGGGCUAUUGCCGAGCGUUUCGCAAGGAAAAAGGUGUGUACCAUAUUUCACGGCCACCGUGGCGCGGUCUACACCGUGCUUGAAAUCUCGGACAAAAAGGCGAAGGAGCCUGCCGAACUGAGGAAGGAUCCCGAUCAGACCUUCGUGCAGUACUUUGCCCAAAAGUACGGCUUGCAGCUGAUGCCCGAGCAGACACUCUUCAAGUGCCGUACGAGCUCGGGCAAGAAGGUACUGGUGCCGCCGGAGGUUUUGUACGAGAUGUCGCUUAGUGAACAGGACCGACGGCAGCUGCCGCUGCUCUGUUCGCUCUACCCAAAUGAGCGCAUGCAACGGGUCAAGAAAGCGAUAGGGCGCCUCAAACAAGAGAGCGACGGUAAGGCAAUAAAAAUGCUAAAUUCCUAUGGAAUUUCGCUUGGAGAAAACUUCUUCACCGUCAAUGGAAAUGUGCUGCCGCCCAUUGAGGUGCUUGUUCCACAAGCAAACGGGUACAAAACAGUCCAGACUCUUGGAGGAAACACCCAGCAAGGUUUCGUCCGCGAGCUCGGAGGAUUGCGGCAUCCGGGCGACCGGAAAUCCAUGGAGGUUGUGCUAUACGAUGAAUCCCAACAGGGGGUUCAGGUAUUGGAAGCGAUUAAAAACCAGCUGGCGAAGAUGAACUCCGGCGUGAGGCCGGAACAUGUUCAGCAUGUGGCUAGUUUGAACGACGCCAAAAAACUCGCGUCCAAGAACGCGUUCGCGUUUGCUUUUCUGCGCCGCCCUGACAAGGAUGUGUACAGAAGCCUGAAAGCAACGUGGACGAAUAAAGACCUAUUGAGCCAGGUCGUCGUGAAGGACCUCUCUGGGCCGCGGGAAAUACCGAUUGUCAUGGCGGUGGCGCAGCAGGUGAGUGCAAAAGGCGGGCAGCUGAAUUGGGUGCUGGACAUCAAUAAAUUGUGCCCGUCAGUUUCGUCCAAAAUAGGAUCCGCAGGAGUACUGAUCAUUGGUGCCGAUAUUGGAAGGGACUUGCGAGAGCUGCGCACCGAGGAAGCAACACUCGAACAGGACGUUUACACGGUGGCCUUUGUGGCCUUUCACGUCUGUGGGACGCGGUGGGAGACGUACUGCAACCACUACCACGUGGAUGGCCGCAAGCGAAGUUUGUUCGCCCAGAGCCCGCAGACGGAGGGCUCGACGGUGUCGGAAAAGGCUUCCAUGCCUUCCGAGGUGCUCUCGGGAAAGCUGAGGGAUUUCUUGGACGAGGCGCGGCGCCAUUUUCUGGACAGGGGUCUGCAGACAUCCGCGGUGCUGCUGCUCCGUGGCUGCGCCUCCGAGGGCGAGCUGUUGUCGGCGAAGGAGCACGACGUGGACCUGCUUAGUGGGUCCUUAAAAGGCAACGUCCUCUGGGGAGUCGUGGCGUCGCAGCGCUACCAACACACGCGCUUUGCGGCCGUCACACCCAAGGAGCCUGAUACGCUCUGCAAUGUCCCACGCGGCUUUGUGACGCGGGAAGGGACGGACUCGAAGUUUGGCGAGUCAUUUUUUCUUAACGGGGCGAACUGCACGCUUGGCCACGCGCGCGCCACGUUUUACGCCGUGUUGGGGCGGAAGCCGAACUUUCCGCUGGCGGAGAUUCAGGCGCUCCUGUAUGGAAUGUGCUUUCUGUACCCGAACAAGACGGACAGCCUCCCGUUGCCGCUGCCGCUGAAGUGCGCGUCGGAGUACGCGCGGAAGUUUGUGUACCUGCGCGGCGUCGAUAAGCUUCCAAGGGAGCUGCGCACCAAGCUGCACUACCUGUAG